UGGAAUUUUUGAUCCUAUGAAGCUGAAAUAAUUUAACUCGAAUUAGGGGCCUGGAAACGAGUUUAUUGUUUGAUCAGUUACCGUUCUAGCAAUUGAACAAUAUAUAAUAGUAUUUCCAAGUCAAAGCUCUUCGAUUUUUUUUCAGACUCUGGUUGUGUUACGUGCAAGUUAUCGGUACCUCGAACGAGACGGCGAACACAAAGGCCUGCGAAUGUAGCAUUAGCACGUUAGAAGGGGGCAGACGGGAGGUAAACAAUUAUUACAAUCAUUGCUUGCACCUUUUUAAGUGGCAACGUGACUUUAGAUUAGGAUAUUUUAUAUAUUUUGUCGAUAUUCUCCUACCUGGCAUGCUCACAUUUGACAAUAUUUAGCUAGCAAGCUAUAUGCGGGCCUGCUCUGAAAAUUAGAUGACUACCUAGCACAUUUCAGCUAACAUUCAAAACAAUAUUUUACAAGCAGGUUGGCAUUAUAUAAGUCAAAUUGAACUACCUAUAUAUUGGAACUUGUUUGUUAGAAGCCUGUUAAUUACUUUGAGUCCUUAUGUCUUGCCUUGAACAGGCAUAUCUGGGCAAAAAAACAUCCAAUGUAGCAUAAUCAACGACAAAACAUGUUUAUAUUCAUCACAUGCUUAACGUUAGUGUUAUAGUUGUCACCCAGACACACAGUACAGUUCACCCCUUUAUUAUCUGGAGUAUCAGCCCAGCUCAGGCACCUUGGCAGAAUGUACCCAAUGGAUCCAGAGAGGCGAAGUCACCAGAGGGAGUAUGAAGAGCCAGAGACAUGCAGUCAGCGGAGGGAGUAUGAAGAACCAGAGCGAUGCAGUCAGCGGAGGGAGUAUGGAGAACCAGAGCGAUGCAGUCAGCGGAGGGAGUAUGAAGAACCAGAGCGAUGCAGUCAGCGGAGGGAGUAUGGAGAACCAGAGAGAUUCAGUCAGCGGAGGGAGUAUGGAGAACCAGAGAGAUGCAGUCAGCGGAGGGAGUAUGGAGAACCAGAGAGAUGCAGUCAGCGGAGGGAGUAUGGAGAACCAGAGAGAUGCAGUCAGCGGAGGGAGUAUGGAGAACCAGAGAGAUGCAGUCAGCAGAGGGAGUAUGGAGAACCAGAGAGAUGCAGUCAGCGGAGGGAGUAUGGAGAACCAGAGAUAUUCAGUCAGCGGAGGGAGUAUGGAGAACCAGAGAGAUGCAGUCAGCGGAGGGAGUAUGGAGAACCAGAGAGAUGCAGUCAGCGGAGGGAGUAUGGAGAACCAGAGAGAUGCAGUCAGCGGAGGGAGUAUGAAGAACCAGAGACAUACAGUCAGCGGAGGGAGUACAGAGAACCGAGUUCAGGGCAAUGGGACGAUGGCCUUGAGACGAGAGGCAACGGCCAGGCUAUGGCCAGAGAUCUCUACAGUGAAUACUCCAGCAUGAGGAGGACUAGAGAACAGAAACAGAAGACGAAGGACAAGGACCUUGAAGUGUUAACAACAAAUGUUUCCAAUAACGAUGUUACUCUUAAAGAGAGGGUGAAUUGCAUUUUGAGAAAGCGGGCAUGGACCAAUGAAUGUCGCUUAAAGGAGGCUGCCAACCAGAAGGUCCCUCCCAAGCUUGUUCUCCAUCCGCCCAAAGUGGUCAAAAGCUUUGUGGAACGGAUGAACGAGUCCGUCCUGCACAAAGACAGCAGAUUGAAGGGCAGCCUUACCCUGGACGUCCAUGAAGAGGAGCAUCCUCUGAAACUCAAAGUGGAGGCUUUAUUGGCACAGCGACACAAUCCCACGGUGAAUAAGGAGGACAAAGCAGCCAAGGGCUUCCAGCACUUCCUCGAUGUCCUCAACAAAGGGGUGUACAUCGACAGGCUCUCAAAGAUUGUCAACAAUUCCAAGGAUUUACCCUCUGUGGGAGAGGAGCUGCCACAAGGUCAGCCGCCUCCACUUCAUGGCCAGCCCGAGACCAACUCUAAGAGUGAGAGGACGGUGCCCUCUCGCAAAAGGAGCUCCCGAUUUGAUGAGAAAGAUAAACAGAAGGAGAAAGAGGAGAGUGAGAAAGAUAAACAGAAGGAGAAAGAGGAGAGCGAGAAAGAUAAAGAGGAGAGCGCAUGCUCAAGUAAAUGUCACAGUAUUACCUUGUUAUCAGAUAGCUCCAACUCCAGCCCUCCUUGCCAUCGGUGGACCGCAAAAUACAAACGCUCUAGCACCAGAGACCAGGACCGAGACAGAGACAGGGGCAGAUCUGAGAGAGACAGAGACAGACGCUCAAGCACCAGAGACCAGGACAGAGAGAGAUACAGAGACAGGGGCAGAUCUGAGAGAGACAGAGACAGGGCUUCCGGGGGCUUUACCCAUACUCCAACAAUCCUACACACCCUCCUGCAUCUUUGA
Molecule: messenger RNA, 2350 nt
Organism: Oncorhynchus gorbuscha (pink salmon)
Lineage: Eukaryota; Metazoa; Chordata; Actinopteri; Salmoniformes; Salmonidae
Product: repetin-like
Exons: 5
Coding region: 722-2350 (542 amino acids)
Source: RefSeq, a predicted model, not a curated record